This is a messenger RNA of Protobothrops mucrosquamatus (brown spotted pit viper), 1059 nucleotides long. It is a transcript of the gene STX5, whose product is annotated as syntaxin 5. Gene Ontology annotation, biological process: vesicle fusion; intracellular protein transport; endoplasmic reticulum to Golgi vesicle-mediated transport. NCBI's taxonomy places the organism in Eukaryota, Metazoa, Chordata, Lepidosauria, Squamata, Viperidae. Bases 1 to 1059 code for a protein of 352 amino acids. The transcript is spliced from 10 exons. Gene Ontology annotation, cellular component: endomembrane system; Golgi membrane; SNARE complex. The record is from RefSeq and is a predicted model, not a curated record. Gene Ontology annotation, molecular function: SNARE binding; SNAP receptor activity.
AUGAAUACGAGGAAACGCCACGGCUCCCGAAACACUGAUCAAGGCGUUUACCUGGGGCCGUCCCAGACGCAAGCUUUCUCUCCGCUGGGUGCCCCUCCCGCUGCGGCUGCUGCUGCCACGGCCGCCCCUGUCAGCCCUCCUCAACCCCAGUGGGACGCCAUGUCGUGUCAAGACCGCACCCUGGAGUUCCGCUCGGCCUGCAAGUCCUUGCAAAGCAGAGAAAACGGGCUUCACGUGAACAAGCCGGCGCAGAGCGGGGCCAUCCGGCAGAGGAGUGAAUUUACUCUCAUGGCCAAGCGCAUUGGGAAGGACCUCAGCAACACCUUCGCCAAGCUGGAAAAGCUAACGAUUUUGGCCAAACGGAAAUCGCUUUUCGACGACAAGGCGGUGGAGAUAGAGGAGCUGACUUACAUCAUCAAGCAGGAUAUCAACAGCCUCAACAAACAGAUCGCACAACUCCAGGAGUUUGUCAAAGCCAAAGGCAGCCUGACGGGCAGGCACGUGCAAACACACUCCAACACCGUGGUGGUUUCUCUGCAGUCGAAGCUGGCUUCCAUGUCCAAUGAUUUCAAAUCCGUUUUGGAGGUGCGGACGGAGAAUCUUAAGCAGCAGAAAAGCCGGCGAGAACAAUUCUCCCGUCCCCCAGUAGCCACCAUGUCUCUUUCUGCAAACAACCUAGGUUCCAGCGUGCUUCAGGACGAGCGUCGGUACUCGGGAGAUGUGGCCAUUGACAUGGACAAUCGGACGAGCCAGCAGUUGCAGCUAAUCAAUGAGCAGGAUUCGUACAUCCAGAGCCGGGCGGACACUAUGCAGAACAUCGAAUCGACCAUUGUAGAGCUGGGCUCCAUAUUUCAGCAACUGGCACACAUGGUUAAAGAACAGGAAGAGACGAUCCAGAGAAUCGAUGCCAACGUGGAGGACACCGAGCUGAACGUGGAAGGGGCCCACAUGGAAAUCCUGAAGUACUUCCAGUCGGUCUCCUCUAACCGGUGGCUGAUGGUGAAGAUCUUCCUCAUCCUGGUCGUCUUCUUCAUCAUCUUCGUGGUCUUUUUGGCCUGA